Ostreobium quekettii is the source of this 2721-nucleotide messenger RNA. The record is from the annotation of a GenBank genome assembly. Lineage: Eukaryota; Viridiplantae; Chlorophyta; Ulvophyceae; Bryopsidales; Ostreobiaceae.
AUGCCGGGCGGCAGCGUGGUGCUGGUGCUGGUGGCGCACAACGGCCGCACCCUUCAGCUGGGAUCCGUCCAGCCCGCCACGCGCGUGGACGCCGUCCAGGAGGUGCUGGAGGAGCUGGCCGGCAUCCCCGUGGGCGAGCAGAUUGUUAUGUGCCGCGGCCUGAGGCUGGACCCCAGGAAGCCGCUGUCCGUGUAUCGCCUGCCAGCGGAGGAUGACGCCUCGGCGGAGGACAACCCGGUGUUCCUGUACAGCAAGGCGUUCGUGCGGCCGGGCGCGGUCCCCCUGGCGCCCGAGGGCUUCGAGGAGGUCGAGGUGAAGGUGCCGCCAAUGGGCGGCAUCAGCGUGGAACACCCGCUGCGCGGAUCGCCCAGCCCGCUGGUGCGCGCGCUGCCGGACUACGAGCUGGCCUUCCAGCACCACCUGCUGCUGGCGCAGGAGCACUGGGACGUCAGCCAGAAGUACGUGCAGCGCUGCCACCAGCUGCUGUCCGAGCAGGAGGUGCAGUCGCGGGCGAUCGACGCCGCGCGGGCCAACGUGCAGACGCACUUCAACGCCAUCAGCCGGGCGUUCACGGAGUUCAUGGCUGAGUACAGGGAGCAGCACGCCCGGCACUCGGAGGCGCUGGCGACGGUGGACAGGGACGUGGAGCAGCUGAGCAGCACGGCGAUCCACCAGGACCUACGGACGGACAAGUGGCGCAGGCUGUGCGACCUGGUACCCCAGAAGCAGCUGCGGGAGUGGGCGGCCGGCUGUGGCCGCGCGCACGCACGCUUCGCGGACAAGGUGGCGGACCUGGAGGGCCUGUUCGCUUCCCUGAAGUCGGACGUCGAGUCGCUGUUCAUGCAGGCUCCCACGGUGGACCUGGACGACCUGGGGGCGCUGCUGCAGGACAGGGAGCAGCUGCUGGAGGAGGAGGGGUCGAUCAUACAGGUCCUGUCCAAGGACAUGCGCACCGUGCGCGCCCUGGUGGAGGACACGGUGCAGCUGUUGGGCACGGAGAGGCUGGCCACCACCACGGCUCAUGACGCAUGCGGGGCGAUGGAGAGCAUGAACCAGAGCCACAUGCAGCAGCUGGUGCCCCGCCUGAGGGACUGCAAUUCCAGCCUGGCCGCCUUUUGCAGGGACUGCACCGGCUGCAAGAACCGAAUGACACGGGAUGUCGCGAGCCAGCUUCAGUCGAUCUCCACCCAGCAGAGCAGGAUAUUGGAGAUGAAGAAUAAACUGGCGGCGUUCAAGGAGGUCGCCACGAAACAGGACGAGGCGUUCGCGGAGCUCAUGGUGGUGCACCGCAUCCCGGCAGCUUACAGGGCAAGCCUCGCCGAGUGUGUCCGGCGCAGGGCAUGGUCUCAGGUUUACUGUGGGCAGGUGUCCAGGCUUGCGGAGCACAUGGGCAAGGUUAGGCUUAAGGAAGUCCAGAAGCGGGAGAAAUUUCAACGCCAUGUUGAGGGCUACUUGCCCUCAGAAAUGUUGGUGAAAAUGGGCCUCUUUGUGCAGCCAUCACAUUGCCAAAUGAGUGUCCCCCCUGAAGAGGGCUCGUUGCUGGCCAUAUCUGUUGAGGACCUCAACAGUCUUUGCACCGAUGCAGACAGCACGGAGCAGCAGGUGUAUUGUAGUCUAAUGCCAUCGCAAUCCGAUGAGCCAGUAUUAGAAGACGCUGGCUCAUCUGAGCACGCAGGCUCUGAAGUUCAGGAUGCGUUUUCUGCUGAGACCAGUCACAUCCAGAGGCUAGAAAUGCAAAAUAGUAAGCUGAGGGCACACUAUGCAGCACAAAUUGCAUACCAGAAUAUGAAGGAGGCAGAAGAAACAAUGAAGACAUAUCCAAGUGGGGAGGUGGAAUGGGCAGCAAAAGAGAAGAUUGAACAGAACGUUGUUUCAAAACUGAAAGAGGCUUUGAAGGCUUGGGAGGCUGUCAAUUGCAAAUUGGAGGGCAAGGUAGCAGCUUUAAGGAAACAGAACCUUGUGUAUGAAGACAGAAUCAGGCAACUAGAAGAACGUGUUGCAGAUAUAUCAGGCUCGCAGCAGGAGGAAGGGUGCCAUACUGUCGUGCAGUUACAUGUGAGCAUAGUUUCGGAGCCCAGCUCCCAUGAAAGAAAUGAAGGUGAAGGUCGACAUCCUGAAGGUGCUGAUGGUGCUGAUGGCCAACAUCCUGAGGGUGCACCAUCUACCUCAGGUACUUGCGCUCUCCCUUGUCCACUUUCCUACCCACCUCUCCCACUGGCAACAGCUACGCCACAAGCAGAAGAGUCUGUGUGUGCAGGCUCACAAAGUGCUGUGGAGAAUCCAGUCCCAAGCAACAGCCCGGAUCCUGAUGUUGCACUGACCAAGGGAGAAGGACGCGAUGAGAAUGGGACAGGAGGAGCAGCAGUUGGCGUCGAUUGUCCCCGCCCUUCCAGUGACCUUGUGUCUCAUCCAGCAGAGAGUGGCAGUCUACUUGGCGUGCGCUCGCGCUCACCGGGCCUGCUGAGCUCUGCCACUGAGUACCUUAGUGUGGCAUCAGUCAGCGGGGACGAACCAGCAGAUACAAGGCAAGCAGCUGACGAUCGCCCAUUCUCCCCUGAUAGUGUCCCUGAGAUCUUGAGCCACUCAUCAGAGGAGAUAACAGAGCUCAUACAUCAAUCUGUGCAAGAUGCUAGUAAGUUGUACGAGAGGUUGGCAGGCCUUCAGAGUGACUCAAAAGAUGGCCCAGAUGAUGAUGCAGGGGGCCCAAGCACAGCGCAUUGA